AUAGCUUUAGUGAGCCGUGUGUGAGCGGCAGGAGGACAGCAGUCGGCGCUGGAUCAGUGUGAACACAGCCUCGCUUAUUAAAGAACGUAGAGCAUCUGUUCUACGGCCCAUCCGCUUCACACAGGAGACAAUAGACAGUGAAAUAUAAGGGGAGAGGAGAGGAGAGGAGGGAGGAGGUGCUCUUGGCUGCUGUGACCCCCUCCCCUCCUCCUUCUCUCGCUCCUUCUCCUCCCUCCAUUCCUCCCAGUCUAAAGGCUCGUCAAGCGGAGAAAUAAACAGAAGCGAGCGCAGAGAAGAGAAGACAUUCCUCCCUCCCCUCCCCCCUUGCUAUCUGCCCAUCUUCAUCCCUUUCUUUCAUGGAGAGGAAUUACCCCGCUGCAGGCUUUGGAGAUCUAGGGGCUGGGACGGGAUGGAGUUACGACAGAUCGGCCAAAGCAAGCCUUGUGUAUGGGAGCUCCAGGUCAUCCCACCCAGACUCAGAGCUGCUCCACCGGCAAGCCUAUGGUACCCCUCACCCCCUCCAGGGCUAUGCAACCAACCACCACCCAGGAAGUUCCAGACAGGGUGGGGCCUGGGGUGCUGCGGGACGCACGCUGGGCCUGUCAGGGCUGUUUGAUGCCAGCCUUCACCAUCCCAGCCCCUCCGGUCCUGACCCCUCCGUCAUGAAUCUGAUUUCAGCUUUGGAGUCCCGAGGUCCACAGCCCCCACCCUCCGCUUCCUCUCUCCUCUCUCAGUUUCGCACUCCCUCUUGGCAGACUGCAAUGCAUACCCCAGCCCCAGCAGAGCUCUUUAUAUCAGGGGCACUUCCAGGUUCCAGUUCCUUCCCUUCCUCCUCAGCCCUUUCUGCAUACCAGCAUCCUGGCUCCUUCUCUGGACGAUCUUUCACUCCCUCACUAUCCCUGCAGGACCCGCCUACAUUUAGCCCAACUUCCAAUGGUUUGCUAUCCCCCCAUGAGCCCCUGCUACACAUCAAAACACCAUCCCAGUCCAGCUUGGGCUUUGAUCGCUUGCUGUCUUCCCAGAGUGCCACCUAUCGGAGCUCCCAGGAUCCCCUGGCCCCCCCUCAGACCCAAACGCCUUCCUCCUCCUCCAGUUGCCACCUGCCCGCUCCCCAGUUCAAUCUGUUGUCCUCCCAGCUCCACAACCAGUCCUCUCAGCUCUAUAAUGCCUCCAUGUUCUCUUCUACACCAGCCCUGCCACCCACUGCCCCCCCUGCAGUCCCCCCUUCCCAGGCUCCUCCAGAUAGGCCAGUUUCCCGCCAGGACAGUGUGAUAAAGCAUUACCAACGCUCGUCCCCAGCCCAGUCCACAGCACUCCCCCUACAUCAAUAUGUCAGCUGUGGCGGGUCAUCAGGCUACCAGCAGAUAGCUAGCCAUCACCGGCAUGCUGGAGUAUCCUGCAGUCCUCUGGAGGAGCAGAGCCCAUCCUCUGACCCCAAGCCCUCACCACGGAUGGAGUCCAAGACGUAUCGGCCUAUCAUCCAAACUCCCUACACAUCCUCGUCCUCCAGUUCCUCAGCCUCUUCCUCAUCUGGCACUAAGGGAGCCAAGAGUUCCAACUCUAGUAGUGGGUACUCCUCUUCGGGCUCAGUAUCAUCCUCUUCCCGUACCCCACACACUCCACCAUCAGCCUCUUCGGUUUCCUCUUCGUCUUCUUCUAGCUCCAAGGCAAGCAAUGGCUCCUUGUCUGCUCCCUCUCGUCAGCAGCCCCCACCUCAGUCAGCACCGGCACCACCCCCUCUACCAGUGGUGUCAUCCACCCUUAUUCAACAGCCAGCACCCAAACAAUGCCUCUCCAGCUAUGGCUCCCCUUCUGUGGUCAAAUCUAACACAGGUCUACCAGACCAGACCCCUCCCCAGCAACAUACCCAGUCCUGCUCUCCCAACCAGCCUCCACCUACACACAUGACUCCGUCUUAUGGAGGCUUUAACUCACCUCAUGCCCAGGAACUGAGCUCUGGAGCAGGGGGCAAUGGAGGCAAGUCCUUCACUGGUAUAGGCUCAGGAGGGCGAUCGUUUUCUGCUGAGAUAGUCUUUGGGGACUCAGGCUAUGGCUCAGCUUCUCUCAGAAGAGCAGGCAGUCCUUCCUUAGGUUAUGGGAGUGCUGGAGGAUCAACAGGAAGUGGACCAAUAUCAGGAAGUGCGGCACUUGGCAGUGGAGUUGGAUCUGCAGGAUCAGUGAGUGGGACUGCUAGUGUUGGUAAUGGAGGCAGCAACUCUUUCCACCUGCCUGAGUCUAGUCCAUCACCCUCCAUCAAUUCUACUAUCAGUCACCCUGGAUUGCACUCUCCUGCUUCUGCUCGCCCUGUACAGUCCCCUGGAGGCUCCAAAUACUUGUCCUCCAUCCUCUCUCCUGCUUUUAUGUCCUCACCACAAGGUUUCUCUGAUACAGGGCAAACACAGAGCCAGUCCUAUCACUCAACACCACCCAAGCUAAAAACAGAGACCAACAUGCUGGAAGUUGAGCGAUCCCAAGAUGAGGAAGAAGAUGAUGACGAUUUCCUCAUCCACCACUUACUACAUACGCAGAGUUCAACUCCUCAUGCAUCCCAGCAUCACCCACUUCCUCAACAACUACCCCAAACACUCCCACAGGCUAGGGAUGCGGAAGGCAAGGGGGUGACCUAUGACAUGAACAAGAUCUCAGAAGGGCGCUACCACCUUCAGAGUGUCAUUCGUACCAAUAACACCACUAGCAGUUCAGGUCCUGGAAGUGCAAUUGGUGAUGCAGCAAGUGGAAUAAACAGUCAGUUGGAAAUAUCUCAGAAGAAACAGCAACAGACCAAGUCAGAGCUGACCAUAUCAAAAUCAACUGCUGCAGGGGUAGGAGGGGUCCCUGACUCUUUUUCCCACUCCCAUACUACCCACUCCCAUCAACAACAGCAUGACUCCCUGGGCUCUGUGGUCCAUUAUGGAAGAGGGGACCCCUACACACAGCACUCACACUCACAACAUACCCAUCACACCUCACACGUAUCCUCUCACUCUCAGCAACACUCUCAGCACUCCCAAAUCUCGCAGCACUCUCGGCAUACUCAACACACACAGCACUCUCAACAUUCCCAGCAUAACCAUCCCCAUUCCCACUCACACAGCCACCCUCACAUGGAGCUGAAGAAACCUUCAGAUGCAAAUGACAAUGCCUACUUGUGUAACACGCCAGAUGUGCAGCAGGCUCGACAAAACCAGGUUCCCCUCUCUCUAAUGGAUUCACCACCAGCCCCCCCCCAGCAAACUCACAUGCUGCAGUCGGUUCUUUCUCAUACAACCCGCACCAAGAUGGACCCCCAACAAGCUCCGUCGCAGCAACAGCAGCAACAGCAGCAACAGCAGCAUCCUAUGAGCCAGCAGGCCAUGAUGGGUUCAGCCGGAGGAGCAGGACCUGCUGGGGUGGAAUCCCACCCACAGAACCAGUCCUCACAGUUGCAACUCCAGCUCCAAACCCAGGGUAUGGAUACCCACUACAGCCUUGGAGGUCAGUCAAGAGAUCAAACCAGAGCCGGUCAGAACUCAGUAUCUCCGCUAGAUAUGCUAGAACAAUCUCUUUCCCGGACAAACAGCAGAGACAGCGGAGGAGCUCUGGACAGAACUGGGGUUGGGGUGACUGUUACAGGAGGGGAAGGAGGUGGUGGAGACAGACAUAGACAGCAGCACAGGCUUACACCCCACCACCACCCCCAACAAACAGCCUCAGAUCUUCAUGACUUCCUUUCUGAACCAGAUUUGGGCUUGUCCGCCGCCUCACAUCUGCACCACCUCAACCAGCCUCACCCCCAUGCCCACCACUCACAGCAAGCACACACUCACCAUCAGCUGUCACACUCUCAGUUAGCUCACCCACACUCCCACCGGAUGGCAGCAAAUAUGGGAACUCCCCAACAACAGCAGCAGCCCCAACAAAGAGAGCCUGAAACUCAGCUGUCACACUCUCAGUUAGACCAGCUCAAACAGCACCAGUUUGACACAGUGAGUCCGGUAGGUAAGGUAGGACAAAAUCAAGCUCAGCAGCCUCAGCGGUUUGCACCUCUAACACCCAUCUGCUUUCCAGACUCUCUCCUACACGAUGAAGACCGGUCUUUCUUUCCUGAGAUGGAGGACAUGUUUUGUUCAGCUAAUUACAAGUCAAGCUGUGCUGGGGAUUCUGGGGCUGGCCAGUCUGCUCAAGACAGCCUUACCCAGGGUCAUGGGCAGGGGCAAGAAGGUAUGGAGGCCUUAAAAAAUGGAGGAGCUGGAGAGGGCUAUGAUAUAGUGGGUCAUCAUAGCGACCAAGGCUAUGGACAAUACUGCCACAGCCUUCCAGGAACAGGAAAUGGUAAUCUGCAUUUAGACCUUGACUCUAUGAAGACCCAUGAGCUUCCCUCCACUGUGAAUACUGACCAGCUUGGCCUCAUCCAAUCCCAAACCUCCACUAUGGGAUUGAGUUCAGUAGUUCAAAGGGAUGGCUCAGUCAACAAGAUAAUAGGAGCUGUGGGAGUUGGUGGAAAUUCAAACACUACUGGUCUGACCUCACCUAUCUUCUGUUCCUCUCGACCCAAAAAACUGCUGAAGACCAGCUCAUUUCACUUGCUCAAACAGCGGCGUGAGCCACAACCUCAAACAAAGAAAAACUAUGCGCAAGAGUAUGAAUUUGAGGAUGAUGAGGAUAAAGCUGAUGUUCCAGCUGACAUCCGUCUCAACAGCCGGCGCCUUCCUGACCUGCUCCCUGACUUGGUGUCUAGUUGUAGAAAGGCUGGUGGGGCAUUAGUAAGCGGGCUUAGUCCUCUGAUGGGUGACAUGGACUUCUGCCACCCCUCCAACUACUCUUCCCUUGGACACCCUCCUCAACCCCCUCCCCAUGAUGGCCCUAAGAAAAGAGGCAGGAAACCAACUAAACCAAAACGUGAAGGCCCUCCUCGCCCACGAGGUAGACCACGCAUACGUCCUCUUCCAGAGCCUCCUUACUGCAGGGGGCUGAUGGGAUCAGUUACUGGAGAAAGUAGGAGGGGUCGAGGGCGGGGUCGAGGGCGAGGCAGAAGGGAGGAAGGGCUUGUGGAAAUGCAUCAAGAUAUUAACAAAGCACAAAGCCUCCCAUAUCAUCAUCAACAACAGCAUCAACAGCAACAGUUCAGCCAACAGCAGCAUCUCCAGCAGCAUCCACACCCACACCAAGCACCACAACAACCGCAACAACAGCAACAGCAGCAUCACCUGCAUCAUCCUCAGCAGCAUGUUUCCUGUUCGCAUCACCAACCUCAUCAUCAACAGCGGCAACAUCAACAGCAUCAUCCUCACCACCAACAACAACCACCCCAGCAGCAGCAGCAAGAUCCAAUUAGAACCAUCAAGAUCAAGCUUCCCGUUCCCACAAUGCUUCCAUCAGAAUCCUUGUUGAGGACAGACUCACUAUCCAGCACUGAGCCAGUUCUGUCUGAUGGAUCAGUGGGGUCAGCACCAUCUCUGGGCCUGAGUCCUGGACCCAGCACCACCAUGGACAUGAGCAGAAGUGAGCUGAACCAGACUCAAGACAAGAUGUUGAAGCAUCAGCAGAAAUCUGAAGAGCCCACAGGAGCCGCCACUGAGCCCCCCUCUCCCUGCCAUGCCUCCCCUCAUCCCCAGUAUGGAAAAUGGAAAAGACGAGGCGCUCACAUACACUCAGCAUCACAUACAGGACAAGGAAGAACAAAAAUUGGCCUCUCCACAGUCGAAUGGAGAAAAAGCAGAGGACAGGGAGCUUGAGCAAGGAGGAGAAGAGGAGGAGGAGCAGGAGGAAGAGCAGGAGGAACAGAUGUCUGAAAUGCAGAUGUCGGAGGUUCCUAAGGUUGAAGAUUCUCCAUCAGGACCUGUGCUUGCUCUUGCUCUUGCACGUCCAUCCCCAUCACCAUCCAUCUCUCCCUCGCCACCCACCUACUCUUCACCCUCGCCCCUCCCUCCCCUGUGUCUCUCCGUACCCUCCCCAAUGCAGAUCCAGCAGGAUGAGGAAGAGGAGAAUAAAACUUAUCCUCCUUCUGAGCAGCAUCAGCCCUCUUUCCAACCAGCUCCAACUGCAGGCACCUCCCCACCCCCCUCCCCCUCCCCUCCGGCCAUCAUGUCCUCACCCCUUUCCAACCUUCCCCUGGCCCAGUCCAUCCCUCCUCCAUCCACCACACCACCCCCAUCAUCCUCCGAUCAGGACCAGGAUCCUGAAGCCGGGCAGCCUUCCCCCUCCUCUUCCUCACCCUCUUCAUCGUCUUCUCCGCCCCCAUCACCUCCAACCCCAGAAGAGACCCCAGCAUCCCAGCGUCUUACCUCACUCCACCUGGCAAAGAAGCAGGCCGAUGCCGCCAUAGCUGGUGAGAGUGAAGAAGAGGACAGUGAGAGUGGAGGCGAGGGGAUCUUUCGGGAACGAGAUGAGUUUGUUGUCCGAACUGAGGACAUCGGGACUCUUAAGAUGGCCUUGCAGACAGGCCGAGAGCCCCCACCCAUCUGGAGGGUGCAGAAAGCUCUGCUCCAGAAAUUCAGCCCAGAGAUCAAAGAUGGUCAGAGGCAGUUCUGUGCAACUAGUAAUUAUCUGGGUUACUUUGGUGAUGCUAAAAUGCGCUACCAGCGCUUGUAUGUGAAGUUCUUGGAGAACGUCAACAAAAAAGAUUAUGUGAGAGUGUGUUCUCGAAAGCCGUGGCAUCGAGCCGGCCUGACACUCAGGCGCCAGGCAUUGCCGAAACAGUUGCCCUCCAUUCACAAUCAAACCCCACCUCGAGUGGAGAGAGACGACAGAGAGAGACAGAAAGAGAGAGAGCUCAGGGAGAAAGUAGAAAAGGAGCAUAAGGAGAGAGAGAGGAGAGAGAAAGAGGAGAGAGAGCAAAAAGAAAAGGUGAAACGGGAGUGGGAGCAGAAGGAGAGGGACAGGAAAGAAAUGGAAAAGGUGGAUAGUGAAAAAGAGGACAGUGUGCGAAAGGAGAGGGAGUGCAGAGAAAAAGAGACAGAAAUGGAAUGGGAGAAUGACAGGGAGAGUGAACGAGGGGAGAAGGAGCAGAAAGAGAGGGAUAAAAGAGAGAGAGAGCAAAAGGACAGGGAGAGAAGGGAAUAUGAGCGAGAGCAAAAAGAGAGAGAGAUGAAAGAGAGGGAUAGAAGGAACAGGGAGCAGAAAGAAAGGGAUAAACAGGAAAGAGAACGGAAAGAACGGGAGAGACAGGAGAGGGAGUGGAAAGAAAGAGAAAGACAGGAGAGAGAACAAAAAGAGAGAGAGAGACAGACGAGGGAGAGACAGGAGAGAGAAAAGGAGAGGGAAAAGGAAAAAGAAAGGGAGCAGAGAGAAAAGGAGGGAAAAGAGGAGACAGAGAAACAAAGGGAUCAGGAAAAAGAGAAAAGGGAGAGAGAGUUGCGAGAGAGGAGAGAUGGCACAGUGGAGUUUGCAAGAUUAAAGGAAGAGAAGAAAGAAGGAGAGAAGAAGAUGGAGCGUCAGUCCAGAGCCAAGACUUCAAAGGACAAUGCAGAGCCUCCUCCCAAGAAGAGGAAGAAGUGGCUGAAGGAGGUGCCAUCCUCCUCCUCUCAGUCUGACUCCCCACCCAGUGAUGACGAAGGGCCUGUGCGGGGUGGAGUUAACAGCCGAGCCAUGAGGGAGAUGUUCAGGAGCUAUGUGGAGAUGCUGGUUAGCACAGCACUGGACCCUGAUAUGAUCCAAGCACUGGAGGACACUGAUGAUGAGUUGUACCUCCCACCCAUGAGAAAAAUUGAUAGCCUGCUCAGUGAACAGAAGAAGAGGUUGUUGAGGAGAGUCAACAUGAGUGCUCAGCACCAGGAUGCUUUACAUAUAUUCCCUAAAAUGACAGCAGACCCGCUGGAAUCUGGGGCUGUCAAAGUUCACCUUGGUGGGGAGGGUUACAAUCGCAAAACCCUCAACCGGGUGAAAAGGAGUAUUCCUAAGCAACAGGAUCUGAAGCUCUCAAUUGAAACUUGUCGGAUCUACAGUCUGUAUCAUUCCCUUCACCACUACAAGUACCACACCUUCCUGCAUUGCAAGAAAGAGACGGACAGUAUCGAGCAGGCAGCGGAGGACCCCGGCCAGGAGGAGGUGGUGCAGCAGUGCAUGGCUAACCAGGGCUGGCUGGAGAGCCUCUUUAACUCCUUCAUGGAACUGCUUAGUCUCAGCACCAAGGCCUGAAGGAGGACUGCAUCACUGGGCCACCAAACUCAUACAUCCACCUGCAGUGUUAGGUAGAUGAAGGCAUCCAGAGUUUGUGAAACAAAAGAAUCACGCUACUGAAACUGUACGGAUGCUCGUAGUGCGUUGAUCGAGAGUGAGAACAGCCACUGUUGGGUUGUUUGUGGGGAGGUUUAACUUUUAAAAUAUUUGUUUUAUUAUUAAGUAAAGUACCUCUUGAUUUUAAGAAACCUAUUGAAAAAUAGAAGCUAGUGAACUAUGUGAAUGUGAUGAAUUUUCCUCAAAAGUCAAAGAAAGGGACCACAAGAUAAUUUGGUCAACACUACAAAAGAGAUUUUUGUCAAGACCUAAAGAGUAUUGAAAGACGCACACAAGCUGUCUAUAAGUAUGUAAUGACAACUAUGAUUUGUAUUAUUUAUACGAGGACAUUUCUAAAAAUGACUGUCCUAAAAUGGGAUUGUUUGCUGUUUUUAUUUUUGAAAAAUGUUUUAAAGGGGUAUACAUAAAAUGGCCCUCUUGCAGUUUUUUGCUUCUAUCAGACCGACGGAGAUAAAACUAGAGUUGAGCGAGACAAAAGAAGGUUUAAAAGGACUAUGUGAUAGUCUACCUGUCUCAGUUAAACAGCAGUUGAGACUGAAGGGAAAAGUAUUUAAAACUAAGCUGUGUUCUUUCUGUUUGUGUCAAAAGACAAUUAGAGAGAGGAUUUAAUGCCUGUAAAGAUUAGGCACAAAAAAUAAAGCACGACUUUCAUGAAGGAAGUUUAAGGUGAAAUGAUCCAAAAGCAUAAAUGUCAGUGUUUAAUGUUAGUCAUUUCUAUCUGUUUGUUGUUGAUGGAUAUUUCCUAUUAUUUGACCUCUCAGAGGAUAUUCUUGCAGAGCAAUUUUGUUGUUGAUGAUGUGUAAAUAUUGUACAGCUAUUUCAUUCUCUAGUUCCCAGUUGCUCUUCUGUACAUGAAAUUCCUGUAUUUGACAUAAUGAAAUAAAACUGUUCAAAUGAUA
Morone saxatilis (striped sea-bass) is the source of this 9113-nucleotide messenger RNA. It is a transcript of the gene prr12b, whose product is annotated as proline rich 12b. The record is from RefSeq and is a predicted model, not a curated record. Lineage: Eukaryota; Metazoa; Chordata; Actinopteri; Moronidae.